UUACCACUUGUUCUAGGGACGGUCAGUUGUUCCACUAAUAUUAUACACCAUCAAAUUUGACUAGUUACAUAUAGGCAUCUCCAUUCACUCCCUCCCCUCACACUACACACUCUCACUCUUUCUCUAUCUCUCUCUCUCUCCUCUCCUCCCAAAAACAAUGGAGGAGCAGAACCCAAAAACACAACUCACUGCCUCCACUCCUCCGAAAAGUACUGCUCCAUCCAUGGCCAGCUUGGAUACUAAGCCCCAGCGAAACAACUACGCAGUCGCCUGCGCCAUGCUUGCCUCCAUGGCCUCCAUCAUCUGCGGCUACGACAUCGCGGUGAUGAGCGGGGCGCAGAUCUUCAUCAAGAAGGACCUGAAGGUGACGGACACGCAGAUCGAGAUACUGGCGGGGGUCAUCAACCUGUACUCGCUGCUGGGGUCGCUGGCGGCAGGGCGCACCUCGGACUGGAUCGGGCGGCGCUACACCAUGGUGCUGGCGGCCGCCAUCUUCUUCGCGGGGGCGCUGAUGAUGGGCCUCGCCCCGGACUACGCCGUGCUGAUGGCCGGCCGCUUCGUGGCAGGAGUCGGGGUCGGCUACGCUGUCAUGAUCGCGCCCGUGUACACGGCCGAGCUUUCGCCCGCGGCGUCCCGCGGCACGCUCACGUCCUUCCCGGAAGUGUUCGGCAACUUCGGCGUCCUCCUCGGGUACGUGGCCAACUUUGCCUUCGCGAAGCUGCCCCUCCGCCUAGGCUGGCGCGCCAUGCUCCUCGCCGGCGCCGUCCCUCCCGUCUUCCUCGCCCCCGGGGUGCUCGCCAUGCCGGAGUCCCCCCGCUGGCUCGUCAUGCAGGGCCGCCUCGACGACGCGCGCCGCGUGCUCACCAGGACCACCGGCGGCCCCGACGAGGCCGAGCUCCGCUUACAGGAGAUAAUAGAAAGUCUGGGCGAGCACGGGAAGCGCGGGCGCGGGAAGGGCGUGUGGCGGGAGCUUCUGGUGCGGCCGACACCGUCUGUGCGGAGGAUCCUGCUGGCGGCCCUCGGGCUGCAGUUCUUCCAGCAGGCGUCGGGCAUCGACUCGGUGGUGCUGUACAGCCCGCGCGUGUUCCAGAAAGCCGGCAUCCGCUCCGACUCCAACUCCCUCGGUGCCACCGUCGCCGUCGGCUUCACCAAGACCGCCUUCAUCCUCGUCGCCACCUUCCUCCUCGACCGCGUUGGCCGCCGCCCACUCCUCCUCACCAGCGCCGCCGGCAUGGUCGCCUCCCUCCUCACCCUCGCCUGCGCCCUCCGCAUUAUCGACGAUCGCACCCACGACCACAGCGACGGUCACGGGAGUGCUGCUGCGGCGGUGGCGAUCGCGGCGGUGCUCAGCUUCGUGGGGUCGUUCUCGAUCGGGCUCGGCCCAAUCGCGUGGGUGUACAGCUCGGAGAUAUUCCCGCUGCGGCUGCGGGCGCAGGGGGCCAGCAUUGGGGCGGGUAUGAACCGGGUCAUAAGCGGGGUGAUAAUCAUGACCUUCAUCUCGCUCUACAACGCCAUCACCAUCUCGGGAAGCUUCUUCCUCUACGCGGGGAUCGCAGCGGUGGGGUGGGUGUUCUUUUAUGUCUUCUUGCCGGAGACGCGGGGGAGGAGCUUGGAGGACAUGGAGGUGCUGUUUGGGAAGAAGAGAGUGGAGGAGAACGAGAAGGAGAAGGAGGGAGGACAGAAGGGUGUGGUGGAGAACAAGGGAGAUGCUGAGGGUGAAAGUCAAGAGAACAAGUGUUAAAGAAGAAAAUUUGGGAUAUUGUUAGUAAUUUGUGGUGUGUGAUGCUUUAAUUAUUGGUAAAAGUAGUUAGGAUAAACUCAGCUAGUAUUUGAUACGGAAUUUGAUAGAAAGCUAUUAUGGAUGUGAAAAUUUAGCAUAAAUAUU
Molecule: messenger RNA, 1885 nt
Organism: Ananas comosus (pineapple)
Lineage: Eukaryota; Viridiplantae; Streptophyta; Magnoliopsida; Poales; Bromeliaceae
Product: polyol transporter 5-like
Exons: 3
Coding region: 158-1741 (527 amino acids)
Biological process (GO): transmembrane transport
Cellular component (GO): membrane
Molecular function (GO): carbohydrate transmembrane transporter activity
Source: RefSeq, a predicted model, not a curated record